AUGGCGGGAGCUAUUAUUGAAAACAUGAGCACUAAAAAGUUGGUGAUUAUGGGGGUGAUCCUGCUGCUGUUCCAGGCGUUUGCUUUCAUGGUCGGCGGAUUAAUCGCCCCCAGCCCCACCUCCGCCGUGCACUACCUGGCCACCAAGUGUGUGGAUAAGGUGAAGCAGCGGCAGGAGUCCCAGUGGUUCAUGCCCUGGGGCCCAAACCAGUGCGACAAGAUCCGCUCCUUCGACGAGGCCAUGGCCAAACACAUUGAGGCCAACAACAUCGUGUUCUCCGUCCACAUCCCCCUCCCCCACAAAGAGAUGAGCCCCUGGUUCCAGUUCAUGCUGGUCAUCCUGCAGUUCGACAUCGCCUUCAAGCUGCACAACCAGAUCGUGGACGGAGCCCUGGUGACCAUUGACGUGGGGCUGGCCUACAGAGACGACACCGUGAGCGAGUGGACAGAGAUGGCCCACUCCUUUGAGCAGCGGAAACUCAGCUGCAACUUGACCACAGAGAAGAUAGUGGAGAACGAGGGCCGCUACUACGAAUGCGACCUGCUUCCCUUCAUGGAGGUGGGCAGCGUGGCGCAUAAGUACUACCUGGUCAACAUCCGCCUCCCGGUCAACGAGAGGAAGAAGGUCAACGUGGGCAUCGGGGAGAUCAAGGACAUCCGCCUCGUGGGCAUCCAUCAGAACGGAGGCUUCACCAAAGUGUGGUUUGCGAUGAAGACCUUCCUCACCCCCAGCAUCGUCAUCAUCAUGGUGUGGUACUGGAGGAGGAUCACCCUGAUGAGCCGGCCCCCAGUGCUGCUCGAGAAGAUGAUCUUGGCGCUGGGCAUCUCCAUGACCUUCAUCAACAUCCCGGUGGAGUGGUUCUCUGUGGGCUUCGACUGGACCUGGAUGCUGCUGUUCGGGGACAUCCGUCAGGGCGUCUUCUACUCCAUGCUGCUCAGCUUCUGGAUCAUCUUCUGUGGGGAGCACCUCAUGGACCAGAUGGAGAGAAACCGUUUCUCCGUUUACUGGAAGCAGGUCGGGCCCAUCGUCUUCGGAUCCUUCUGCCUUUUUAUUUUUGACAUGUGUGAACGUGGUGUCCAGCUCACAAACCCCUUCUACAGCAUCUGGGCGUCAGAAGUGGGCACUGAACUGGCUAUGGCCUUCAUCAUCGUGGCGGGGAUCUGUGCCUGUCUGUACUUCCUCUUCCUCUGCUUCAUGGUUUUCCAGGUGUUCCGGAACAUCAGUGGGAAGAGGAGUUCUCUGCCGGCCAUGUCCAAGGCUCGCCGGCUCCACUACGAGGGUCUGAUCUUCAGGUUUAAGUUCCUGAUGCUGGUCACGCUGACGUGUGCCGCCAUGACUGUCAUCUUCUUCAUCAUCAGCCAGGUGAACGAGGGCCACUGGCACUGGGGCGAGCACACGGUCCAGGUGAACAGCGCCUUCUUCACCGGGAUCUACGGCAUGUGGAACCUUUACGUCUUUGGCAUCAUGUUCCUGUACGCACCGUCGCACAAGCGCUACGGGGACGAGCAGACCAGCGGACAGUGCAUCACAGGAGACACUGGGGCCGGCAGUGGAGAGGACAUCCAGCUGACCACCACCAUCACCCAAGGGGACGGCCCCACAGAGAUCUACAAGAUGACGGGGAAAGGGAACCAGGAGUAG
Messenger RNA from Knipowitschia caucasica, 1641 nucleotides. The record is from the annotation of a GenBank genome assembly. NCBI's taxonomy places the organism in Eukaryota, Metazoa, Chordata, Actinopteri, Gobiiformes, Gobiidae.